GAAGGACGCGCUAGCGCAUGCGCAGAAGGCAGCGGGCGGGUGGGCUGGCAGCGGUGGACUCGCGUCGGAGCCGCGGGCGGUCAGCAGGAAUCUGACACUGGGGCAUGAAUAUUAAGCUGUUUGGCUCUAAGCUGUGUUAGCAGGAACCUUCGCUGGAAGAGCAAUGGCUGCGGCUGCAGCGGCUUCUCACCUGAACCUGGAUGCCCUCCGGGAAGUGCUAGAAUGUCCCAUCUGCAUGGAGUCCUUCACUGAAGAGCAGCUGCGACCCAAGCUGCUGCACUGUGGCCAUACCAUCUGCCGCCAGUGUCUGGAGAAGCUCCUGGCCAGCAGCAUCAAUGGCGUCCGCUGUCCCUUUUGCAGCAAGAUUACUCGCAUCACCAGCCUGACCCAGCUGACCGACAACCUGACGGUGCUGAAGAUCAUUGACACAGCUGGGCUCAGUGAGGCCGUCGGGCUGCUCAUGUGCCGAGGCUGUGGCCGGCGGCUGCCUCGGCAGUUCUGCCGAAGCUGUGGUGUGGUGUUGUGUGAACCCUGCCGGGAGGCAGAUCACCAACCCCCUGGCCACUGCACACUUCCGGUCAAGGAGGCAGCUGAGGAGCGGCGGAGAGACUUCGGGGAGAAGUUGACUCGCCUAAGGGAACUUACUGGAGAGCUGCAGAGGAGGAAGGCAGCCUUGGAGGGCGUCUCCAGGGAUCUUCAGGCAAGGUAUAAGGCUGUUCUUCAAGAGUAUGGCCACGAGGAGCGUCGCAUCCAGGAAGAACUAGCCCGCUCGCGGAAGUUCUUCACAGGCUCCUUGGCUGAGGUCGAGAAGUGCAACAGUCAGGUUGUAGAGGAGCAGAGUUACCUUCUCAACAUUGCUGAGGUGCAGGCCGUGUCUCGCUGUGACUACUUCCUAGCGAAGAUCAAGCAAGCUGAUGUAGCCCUCCUGGAGGAGACAGCGGAUGAGGAGGAGCCAGAGCUCACUGCCAGCUUACCCCGGGAGCUUACCCUGCAAGAUGUGGAGCUCCUUAAAGUAGGGCAUGUUGGUCCGCUGCAAAUUGGCCAGGCCGUUAAGAAGCCCCGGACAGUUAACAUGGAAGAUUCCUGGGCAGGGGAGGAGGGAGCAGCAUCUUCUGCCUCAGCCUCGGUAACCUUUCGAGAGAUGGACAUGAGCCCUGAGGAAGUAGUUCCCAGCCCUAGGGCUUCCCCCGCGAAACAGCGGAGUUCUGAGGCAGCUUCCGGAAUCCAGCAGUGUCUGUUUCUCAAGAAGAUGGGGGCGAAAGGCAGCACUCCCGGCAUGUUCAAUCUUCCAGUCAGUCUCUACGUGACCAGUCAGAGUGAGGUGCUGGUUGCCGACCGGGGCAACUAUCGCAUCCAAGUGUUCAACCGCAAAGGCUUUUUGAAGGAGAUCCGCCGCAGCCCCAGCGGCAUUGAUAGCUUCGUGCUGAGCUUCCUUGGAGCCGACUUGCCCAAUCUCACUCCGCUUUCAGUGGCCAUGAACUGCCAUGGGCUGAUUGGUGUCACUGAUAGCUACGACAACUCCCUUAAAGUCUAUACCUUGGAUGGCCACUGUGUGGCCUGUCACAGGAGCCAGCUGAGCAAACCAUGGGGCAUCACAGCCCUACCGUCCGGCCAGUUUGUGGUGACUGACGUGGAAGGCGGGAAGCUCUGGUGUUUCACUGUAGAUCGAGGAGUAGGAGUGGUCAAAUACAGCUGCCUCUGCAGUGCUGUGAGGCCCAAGUUUGUCACCUGUGAUGCUGAAGGCACAGUCUACUUCACCCAAGGCUUGGGGCUCAAUGUGGAAAACCGACAGAAUGAACACCACCUGGAGGGCGGCUUCUCCAUCGGCUCUGUUGGCCCUGACGGUCAGAUGGGCCGGCAGAUCAGCCACUUCUUCUCUGAGAAUGAAGAUUUCCGCUGCAUCGCUGGCAUGUGUGUGGAUGCUCGGGGCGACCUCAUUGUGGCAGAUAGCAGCCGCAAGGAAAUUCUCCAUUUUCCCAAGGGUGGUGGCUAUAGCGUCCUUAUUCGAGAGGGCCUUACCUGUCCAGUGGGCAUCGCCCUCACACCCAAGGGGCAGCUGCUGGUCUUGGACUGUUGGGAUCACUGCGUCAAGAUCUACAGCUACCAUCUGAGAAGAUAUUCCACCCCUUAAAAGAUGAGAAAUACCACUUUCUUCUUUCCCUCCGUGGAAUUUCCAUCCCUUUCCUUCCUUCCUUCUUUCCUUCCUUCCUUGUUGAUGGUGCCGUAGAGUAGAUGUGGCCUGUGGCCUGAUUCUAGUAGGGUUGCUCUAGAAUCGUAGAAGCUCUAGUUUUCAGUGAUUUUGUUUGUUAUGCCCCUCUUCCCCCCUCCCCCUCCCCUUUUCUCCUUCUAACUUUAGAGCUUAGAGCUUUAACAGGUACCUUAUCCCAAAUAGAAUAGAUGAUGCUCUUAGCAGAAGUUGCUUAGAAAUUAGGGACUUCCAAGGCUUUAGUAGAGAGAACCACUUUAGUCCUUUGCCCUUGUGUUUGAAAUUUGUAUUGGUAUUGAAUAGUCAUUGAUCUUUCCCUUUGGACUCUGAGGUCCCUAGUCUACUGUCUCCUUCCUGUUACAGUGUGCUUCGUCUGUGGCUUUAACUCUGGCUGCAUUCUGUGUGCAUGCUCCAGUGGAAUCUGCUUGACCCUUCAGUGAUAUUAUAUUCUGUAGCAUGGUGUCUCCUUUUUGAUCACCUUUACCAGUGUGAGAGUGUAUCAUUAAGUGCCACCAAAGGUGACACAUAGUCCCUUUGAAAGCAGGACCUCUUGACGGGAAUUUCUGCCACCAUAGAUUGUCUUCUCAUUGCAGAUGUGCCAGAGGAUGGUUUGACUGACCCUAGUUGGAUAGUGUUGAACACUUCAGUCCAGAAAUCACUUACCUUUUAAAGGAGUUUAUACGUUAGAAUUAUGCCUUGGUCAAGGCAGACGGGAACAUAUAAGCAGAUGCUAACAUAUCCAGCAAACGUGGGAUACUUUCUAGGGCUCAAAGCGUUUUGUACUCCUUCCACUGAUCUACGCUAAGAAUUAUUGGAAGAACUGUGUAAAGUGGGCUUCGACCAACAAUGUGGGGAGGUUGACACAUCCAUUUUCAUUACUAAAGAACAAACCGUUAGGUAGCUAGCCCUGUAUUUUCUUCAAGCGAGUGCAUAUUGUUUGACUUGGAGAUUUAUCUCUGUUCUACCAAGCAUUAAACUAAUAAAACUAAUAACUUUCUUCAUCACUGA
Molecule: messenger RNA, 3214 nt
Organism: Mus pahari (shrew mouse)
Lineage: Eukaryota; Metazoa; Chordata; Mammalia; Rodentia; Muridae
Gene: Trim32
Product: tripartite motif containing 32
Exons: 2
Coding region: 164-2131 (655 amino acids)
Molecular function (GO): zinc ion binding; protein binding
Source: RefSeq, a predicted model, not a curated record